This is a messenger RNA of Ziziphus jujuba (common jujube), 653 nucleotides long. RefSeq names its product auxin-responsive protein SAUR50. The transcript has a single exon. Bases 69 to 479 code for a protein of 136 amino acids. The record is from RefSeq and is a predicted model, not a curated record. Gene Ontology annotation, biological process: response to auxin. Lineage: Eukaryota; Viridiplantae; Streptophyta; Magnoliopsida; Rosales; Rhamnaceae.
UCUACCAUAUAUUACUUAGCAAAUACAGAACUACUAUCCAACUUCUAAAUAAGACCUUCCUCCCUAAAAUGUCGACCAACAAUUAUAGGGAAGAAAGAAAGAGAGGCUUGGUGAUGCUUAGAGUCUUCAUUAGAAAGUUAAAAAGGGGUUUCUCCGCUUUGGCUGCUAUUAGAGGACCUGAUCGCUGCAAUUUUAGUGAUGAAGAACCGGAACUGGAAGUGUCAUCGACCAAGGUACCAGAAGACGUAAAGGAAGGACAUUUUGCAGUUUUUGCAGUAAAGGGUACUGAGAAGGAGAGGUUUAUUGUAGAGCUUGGUUACUUAUCUUGCCCUGCGUUUUUGAGUUUGUUAGAGCAGGCUAAGGAAGAAUAUGGAUUCAGACAGAAGGGUGCUCUUGCUGUUCCUUGCCUGCCUGAGGAAAUGCAGAAGAUUCUACAAGAAAGGAGGGAGUGUAAUCUUACCGUCAUAGGGGGACAGUAGGCCAAAAAAAUCAGUUUUCGUGUUUAGCUUUAGGAUAACUUUUUUCCAUGUCGAUAUGUGUUGCUGAUUAUGUCGCUGAGAUGUGCAAAAUUAAACUCAAUGCUUAAAAAAAUUAAUAAACAAACACAAUAAGCAAAAAAACAUAUAUAUAUAUAUAUAUAUAUAUUGAUGGUA